ACAUAUCCGAUAAAGAGCAGCCUGAAACAAUAAUAAUAAAACUAAUAAAAGAAAAUUUCGAGUAUCGCUUCUGAAAGAGGAGAUUGGAGACAAAAAGAGGAGAAAAAUUUUGAAGGAAAACUCAAACAAUGGCAGUUGCAUCCCAUAUGGCGAAACUGAGCUUUUUUCCUCUAAACCGACCUGGGUUUUUCUCUCAGCUUCCAUGCAACAAAUUCCUUCAUAUUCAAAGAAACAAAGCCUCCACAUCAACCUACUGGAGCUUGGUCAACAAUGGGUCAAGGAACCUAACAAAACCCAUGUCGAUUCGAGGCAUGGCUUCCUCUUUUGGUUCCCUGCAGGAUGAUAGUGUUACGAAGACCGUGGCUGAUAACCCAGUUGUUGUUUACUCCAAGAGUUGGUGCCCGUUUUCGUCUGAGGUGAAAUCUUUGUUCAAGAAACUUGGUGUGGAGCCUUUGGUUAUUGAAUUGGAUGAAUUGGGUCCCCAAGGACCUCAACUGCAGAAUGUACUGGAGGGGCUUACCGGGCAGCGUACUGUCCCUAAUGUUUUUAUUGGGGGCAAACACAUUGGUGGUUGUACAGAUACCGUUGAACUAUACCAUAACGGAGAAUUGGAAUCUUUGCUAUCAGACGCUAAUGCUAAAAGAAAGGAAAAUUAGCUCAUUUGACUUGUCUCCAAUCAAGUAUGACAAGUUUCCUUCCUCUAGAAACAAAAAUGUUUCAUUCCAUUACAUUUAUUUACGUUAAAAUCCCCGGUGUUAUUUCUCUAUAUCUCUUCUUUCAAGUUGUAUAUCGAAAACGUGAAACUAUUGCAUGCAUCUCAUCCGAAACGUUGUUUAUCUUGAAACCCUUAGGAUAUAUUCAUGAGUUUCUUGGGGGAAAACAA
This is a messenger RNA of Gossypium arboreum, 883 nucleotides long. RefSeq names its product monothiol glutaredoxin-S10-like. The record is from RefSeq and is a predicted model, not a curated record. Gene Ontology annotation, molecular function: glutathione disulfide oxidoreductase activity. The transcript is spliced from 5 exons. Gene Ontology annotation, cellular component: cytoplasm. NCBI's taxonomy places the organism in Eukaryota, Viridiplantae, Streptophyta, Magnoliopsida, Malvales, Malvaceae. Bases 129 to 656 code for a protein of 175 amino acids. Gene Ontology annotation, biological process: cellular response to oxidative stress.